AUGACCAAUCUCUAUCCAAAGAACGAGGCUCCCAUGAAGGUAGUAGCAGGAAGAGGGGAUUGUUAUACUAGCUCAGAAGUACUGAUUCAGUUGGAAAUUGUUCUGUACCUCCCCUUCGUUCCUAAGUUGGAAGAGAAACCUUCUCUGACCCAGACUGCCACCAUUCCUAUCGUGGAUGAAAGUAGCAACAUAAUCCUUGAUCGCUUGGCAGAUGCCAUUAAGGCUGAAAACAUGGAUACGGUCAAGUCCUUGAAAGAUAAAUUGAUGGUGGCGCUAGAGAAGGAAGAAAAGGUCAAGGAGGAGAAGAAGAAGGAAAGAAAGAAGAAAAAAGAAGAGAAGUCAGAGAAAGCUAAAGGCAAGGAGAAGAUGAAAGAGAAAUCCCAAAAGAAGCGUAAAAUAGACAAGAAAGACGUACCUUCUUCAUCAUUGAGCGACUCAGACUCCUCCUCCUCUGAUUCUUCUAGCUCCAAAUCAGCGGCUGAGAAAGCCAGAAAGGACUCCUCAUUGUCCUCUUCAGGUGGUUCCUCAUCGUCGUCAUCCCCCUCAUCAAAGAACAACCCCUCAGGAAGCUCGUCCAGCUCAGAUUCAGAUUUGGGCUUAAAGUUCAAGAGAACGAAAGCAUCUGCCUUCAAUUUGCCUAACUUGCCAGAGAAAUGGCAAAAGGCGUUUUAUAAGAAGAUGAACCGCUACGUUCCCCUGUUGGUAUUCAAGCAUUCUUUCAUCGAAGCACAUCAUGCUGCUAGCGCCUUUGGUUCAAAGAAGAGCAAAGGCCCUUGGUUCGAGGCUUCUGAGGUCUAG
Messenger RNA from Melampsora larici-populina 98AG31, 798 nucleotides. RefSeq lists its product as uncharacterized. The transcript is spliced from 2 exons. NCBI's taxonomy places the organism in Eukaryota, Fungi, Basidiomycota, Pucciniomycetes, Pucciniales, Melampsoraceae. The record is from RefSeq and is a predicted model, not a curated record. The coding region runs from base 1 to 798 and encodes 265 amino acids.